Harpia harpyja (harpy eagle) is the source of this 2873-nucleotide messenger RNA. RefSeq names its product biliverdin reductase A (gene BLVRA). The record is from RefSeq and is a predicted model, not a curated record. The transcript is spliced from 7 exons. NCBI's taxonomy places the organism in Eukaryota, Metazoa, Chordata, Aves, Accipitriformes, Accipitridae. Gene Ontology annotation, cellular component: cytoplasm. Bases 637 to 1527 code for a protein of 296 amino acids. Gene Ontology annotation, biological process: heme catabolic process. Gene Ontology annotation, molecular function: biliverdin reductase [NAD(P)H] activity; nucleotide binding; zinc ion binding.
AGCCUGGCCAGUAAGCGCAAUACCAGGCUUGUCCUCCGUAUGAUGCAAUUGUGGCAGGAAUGUGCUUUGGGGAGAUGUAAAUCUUGAGGACAUGCCUGCUUGUCAUUAAAGAGAUGGCAGAGCUUUCUUCAUGCAUGGAAACGUCAAGCAAGCAUCUUGACCAAAUUAUCAGAUGGUUGGUUGCAUCUUGACAUUGUAGGAAGUGCCUGUGGUUACACGGGGGAAGAAAAGAUGCUCUUUGCUUCCUGCCCCAAAGUAUUCUGGCUAUGCUACAUUGCACUGUGAAUGUCCAUGUGGCAACCCAGGGCAGGCUGUGCUGCAGAUGCUCAGGAAGUCAGCAGGGUUUAUAUAAAGCUCUGCUGGGUUUGCAGAACCUUUUGGCUCCUUUCCAGCGUGGAAGCAGUGAUAUAAAUAGAAGAAUGUCUCACUUUUGAAGUCUACCUUCUAUUGACGGAAAGGAGGAAUUUUGUGCUGGAGCUGUGAUAUAAUAGCUGUUAAAUACAAGCCUCAAGACCAGUCCUAUGACAGGCUGAACCGCUUGACCAUAUUUCAAUGGGAUGCGAGUGAGCUCAGUAGCCUAUAGCAUCACAUCUCUGUUAACUGCUUGCUGACAUCUGAAUAAGUCAGAUUAACAAAAUGUUUGGGACAGUGGUGGUUGGAGUUGGAAUUGCUGGCUUAGCAAGAAUCCGAGACUUGAUGAAUCCGAUGCCUUCCAGCCCUUCUGAGCACCUGAAACUCUUUGGAUUUGUAUCCAGGAGAAGUUUUGGCAAUAUUAAUGAGGCCAAGCAGAUUAGCCUGGAAGAUGCUCUAAGAAGCAAAGAGAUCCAUGCAGCCUUCAUCAGCACAGAGAACAGAAGCCAUGAAGAAACCAUCAGAAUGUUUUUAGAAGCUGGGAAACAUGUCCUCGUUGAGUACCCCAUGGCUUUGUCUGCAAAGGCAGCCCAUGAACUCUGGGAGAUGGCUGAACAGAAAGAUAAAGUACUCCAUGUGGAGCACAUUGAACUUCUGACUGAAGAGUACAAGCAGCUGAAAAAAGAGGUGGCUGGGAAGGAGCUCGUGAAGGGAACAUUGCAUUUCACAGGUAGCGUCCUUGAUGAAAGCAAAACAGGAUUCCCAGCUUUCAGUGGAAUUGCCCGACUGACUUGGCUAAUUGACCUCUUUGGAGACCUCACUGUUACUUCUGCCACCAGAGAAAAGCAGAAGGAUAAGAGUUAUUCCAGAAUGACUGUUCACUUUCAGACAGCAAACAAGAAACCUCUGACUUGGAUUGAAGAAAGGGGACCAGGGAUGAGACGUGAAAAGAAAAUCAACUUCUGUUUCACAAGUGGUUGCCUGGAGAACUUCCCUCAAGCCCCAAGGUCUGCUGUGGGCCUUUUCAUGCAGGAUCAGAACCUUUUUGCCAAAAAACUGCUGGGCCAGGUAUCCAAGGAGGAGCUCGCUGCUGAGAAAUGGCGAAUUUUGCGGUGUCUUGACCUUGCCGAGGUGAUCCAACAGCACUGUGAACAGCCAGAGAAAAUCUGUUCCUGAGGUUGCUCUUAGGGAAGGAGGAACAUGGCAGACAGGAAAGCUGUAGGGCUAGAGCUCAUUGUUGCCGUCAAGCAGUUGCUAUUUCUGUUUCAUUACCUUCUUUUUGACUAGUUGAGAAUCCUAGGCUCUCUGGGUGGGUGGAGAGCCUGGGCUAUACCCCGUGCCUUCUGGUUUGUGCCAGAACAAAGGAACAUUACCCUGCUCCGAUGCAUUGCCGUCCAUCCAGGCAAAUAGGACCCUAGCAGCAACAAGCUUUCCUGUGAUUCAGUUGGAAAUGUCCCUGAGAGCAGGUCCUGGAGGACUGCAAAUACUAGAUAUGAUUUUCCAUCCUGAGGUUUUUUUUCCCCUCUAGAUAUGUCUGAAAAUGAGUUGUGUCUCAUUUAGUAGUACUCAUGUAGUAUUAUCUAGAAAGAAGUAUUAGCUAGAAUGAAGUUCUAGGUGAGUUUUCCACCUCAUUACUUGAUCUGCAGAACUUGUGCCACCACAGUCCUGACCUUUUCUUCCAGAUGCCCUGAAGUGUUCUGUGUGUUUGCUCUAAUUGGUUGUUGUGCCUGUUUGGGAUUUUUGUUGCUUUUUGGUUGUUGUUUUGUUUGUUUGUUUGUUUUCACAUUGGAAACCAUCUACUUUCAAAUAGAAUCUAUAUUGGUAUCAGAAUAGAAGAAAUAUCUUGGCUCUUGAUAGAUGCUAUGUUGAGUUCACUCAAUUUCUGUGGUGCCCUGGGCCAACAUAGAAAUCUUUUUCCAGCAGAGAUUAGAACAGUGCAUUAAACUAAUGCAUCGCCUGCCUGCUUUCUACUGAAUCUAAAAAUUUUUCUUUUUUUGUAGUGGAAGCAGCAUAUUAUUGUCCUUCAUUUGUGUUCUGUAUCUAAUUCAGGAUAUGAACAGAUCACUGCUAAAAGUAAUAUACAUCCUGCCUUUAAGAAAAAAAAUAAUUAAUGCACUCCUGGAAACAGUGAAAUUCAUUAGAACUGGUGAUAAAAUUAGAAUAGAACUAUAGAAAAUGGAGCAAUUUGCAAAUGUAGCCAUGCGGUUAUGGCGUAUGACACCUGUGGGGAUGGGUCUUUAGCAUUUUACAGUAGUCCCAGGGUCAUGUAUGAUGACAUUAUCACUUCCUUAAAGAAGCAUUUUAGUUUUAGGAGAAGCCUAAACGGUGCACAAAACUAUUAAUAAUUCCUCUGUUUGCCUUUUACUUUCUAAUUACAGCAUCUGUUGGUGCUAUAUUAAUAUAGCAGCAAACUUCAGUCUGUGCAGUUGUUCUUCCAAACACAGAACCAUCAUUUCUUUUCUACAUUAUCACUUGGGCAAUUUUUUAAUAAAGGAGCAUAAAUGUUGUGAAUGUAUACAUAA